Molecule: messenger RNA, 531 nt
Organism: Lepus europaeus (European hare)
Lineage: Eukaryota; Metazoa; Chordata; Mammalia; Lagomorpha; Leporidae
Gene: NCR3
Product: natural cytotoxicity triggering receptor 3
Exons: 4
Coding region: 1-531 (176 amino acids)
Biological process (GO): immune response-activating cell surface receptor signaling pathway; positive regulation of natural killer cell mediated cytotoxicity; natural killer cell activation
Source: RefSeq, a predicted model, not a curated record
AUGACCUGGAUGCUGGUGCUCAUCUUCGUCACGGCCCACCCAGGAUGCUGUACCCUCUGGGUAUCCCAGCCCCCUGAGAUUCACACCCAGGAGGGUGUUGCUACCAUCCUGCCCUGCAGCUUCAACGCCUCCCGGGGGAGACCGGCCAUUGGCUCCGUCACGUGGUACCGGGACAAGGUGGCUCCAGGGAAGGAAGUGAAGAACGAAACCCCAGAGUUCAGGGGCCGCCUGGGCCCCCUGGCCUCUUCCCGGUUCUUUUACGACCACCAGGCUGAGCUUUGUAUCUGGCACACCUCGAGCCGUGAUGCGGGCGUCUACGUCUGCAGCGUGGAGGUGCUGGGCCUGGGCGUCGGCACAGGGAAUGGGACUCGGCUGGUGGUGGAGAGAGCCCCUCCUCCGCUAGAGGCCAGCACAGUCCUCUUCCUCCGGGCUGGAUUCUACGCUCUCAGCUUUCUCUCUGUGGCCGUGGGCAGCACCCUCUAUUACCAGGGCAAAUGCCACUGUCACCUGGGGACACAUCGCCACUCUUGA